CCUAAUUAAAAAAACUUUGGGCUCCCAACAAGUGUGUCUUUUAUUUUGAUACAGAGGGAGUAAUAUUGCAACUGUAAUCGGGUUCAUUAAAUAGGAUUUAGUUACGGCAGAAGACUUUCAGAUUCGACCAACUCCUCAAGUAUUUCCAAUUGGUCAUACAAGCAACAGAGUAACUGCAUUAUUCAUUAUUUCGUGCCAACAUCCAGUUUUCGUGAGCUAACCUUCAUUCCUCAAUUCCCAAAUUCCAAAACCUUAGAAUUCUUAACAUCUGACUAUUUUAGCACAGAAGCCGCAGAUACUGAGGCUUCAUUUGGAAUCACAUUUUCUUUAUAGCAAAAACUCUUCAGAGCAGAAGAGCAGAGAGGCAUGAUCCAUCUCAAGGACGACGAUCCGGGUCGGGAAUUUCCUGUAGAACUCGUGUUGUAUAUCGCAAUAUGUGUAGUAUUCUUGAUGGUGAUUGUGCUGAUGAUGAAACUGUUGACGGAUUCCGGCGAUAGCGACGGCGAUGGCGGUGGAGCAAGGGCGAGUGAGACGAGUGGUUUAUUGUGUUCUAAGGUGGAAGGUUCCAAUUGGUUCAUUUCAUCAUCGUAUGGGACAAAUGAAGAGUGGAAUGGUGAUAAGAAUUGCACUUCAUCGUCAGAUGAUUUUUACGAUGGAAAGAUAUGUGUGAUAUGCUACGACGAUGAAACAAGUUGCUUGUUUAUACCAUGUGGUCAUUCUAUUACCUGCUAUACUUGCGCCAAGAGACUUAUAUCCGAAGAAAUCAAGAGCUGUCCCAUAUGCCGGACAGAAAUCGACAAAGUAAGAAAGUUGCAUAUUUUGUGAAAACGGCUUUGUUUAUUUUUCCUUCCGAACUUUGUACAUAGAAUUUAUUUGAUCAAUGGUUAUUUUGAAAGUUAUAUAUCGAAUUUUAACUUCA
Molecule: messenger RNA, 919 nt
Organism: Salvia miltiorrhiza (redroot sage)
Lineage: Eukaryota; Viridiplantae; Streptophyta; Magnoliopsida; Lamiales; Lamiaceae
Product: E3 ubiquitin-protein ligase APD2
Exons: 4
Coding region: 367-825 (152 amino acids)
Source: RefSeq, a predicted model, not a curated record